This is a messenger RNA of Strongylocentrotus purpuratus (purple sea urchin), 3558 nucleotides long. RefSeq names its product lysocardiolipin acyltransferase 1. The record is from RefSeq and is a predicted model, not a curated record. Gene Ontology annotation, molecular function: acyltransferase activity. Bases 148 to 1278 code for a protein of 376 amino acids. Gene Ontology annotation, cellular component: endomembrane system. NCBI's taxonomy places the organism in Eukaryota, Metazoa, Echinodermata, Echinoidea, Camarodonta, Strongylocentrotidae. The transcript is spliced from 2 exons.
UGUACUAGUUCAGGUUGGGGGCAGCUCCUUAGUUAUAUGUGCGGAUCGAUCGGAGUCGAAUACAUCUUCACACUGUAAUUCAAAUUAAGACUUUAGCUCAAAGGCGGUUUCAUGACGAAUUUUUAAAGGGUUUUAUUGCCUGUGUUUAUGAUGGUUCAUUCCAAGGUGAAGGGGUUUGGAACCCUGUUCCUAUCAUUCUACUCUGCCUUUGUGGUCUCAGUUAUCUUGAUGGGUCCAAUGCUGCCGUUGAUGAUUCUUGCCCCGCAGAUCUACCGUCGAGCCACAGAUCGCUGCAUUGGCAUGUGGAUGAUGCUCCCUGUGUCUUUACUGGAGGUGUUUUAUGGAUGUAACUUCAAGACCAUCGGUGACAAGCUGGUGCCGAAUGAGCGUAGCCUGCUCAUCCUGAACCAUCGGACCAGGAUAGAUUGGCUCUUCUUUAUCUCCUGCAUGAUGAGACAAACCAAUUCCUCUGACCUCAAGAUCAUCCUCAAGUCUCAGCUCAAGAAUGCACCAUGCAUUGGCUGGUCAAUGCAGGUUGCCUGCUUCAUCUUCCUGUCCCGUCAAUGGGCCAAAGACCGCAUCUGGAUGACUACUGUCCUCAAGUACUUCUCAGAGUUGCGCUACAACUUUCAACUCCUCCUGUUUCCCGAAGGCAUCAACUUUUGUCGGACAGGCCGAGAGAUCAGCGAUGCCUACGCCACCAAGAAUGACCUUCCCAAGUACAAGUAUGUUCUUCAUCCUCACACCACUGGUUUCUCUUUCACUUUGGACUACCUGAAGCAGAUGAAGAAGAUUGACACCGUCUACGAUGUGACAGUGGCAUACUGUGACGUCAUCCCGGAGAAGGGAGAGAUCGACUUCUUCAGAGGCAACGUGCCUCAGGAGAUGGAGUUCCUGAUCCACAAGUAUCCCGUCAGUGCUCUCCCCAACAACAAGGAAGACUUGGACAACUGGUGCGUUGAGAAGUGGAAGGAAAAGGAGGCCCGUCUGGAAAAGUUCUACACUGGCGCCAAGACUUUUGAGGGCCAGGAAGAUGGUAAACUAGAGAACCUCUCCACCCAGUGUCUCCCAAAGGUAUACUUUGUCAUCACUUUCUGGGUAACUCUCUUCUUUGGUACCCUCUAUGCUAUGUUCGUCUCCUCCUUUUUCUUUUGGAGUGUGGCGUUCAUUAUUACAGCCUAUGUCGUAAUGGGUAAGUACUUUGGUGGUGCUGAUAAUCUUGCUAUAUCUAGCUUUAAUUUUACUCAGGAUAUCACCCACAAAGCCAGGGCCACUUAAUGCAAACUCUCGCCAAAUAACCAUGUAAACUGCAGUCUUACAUUACCUAAGAUGGAUGCCAUGAAAUCUUAGACGUACAUGUGUACAUGUAAAGUGUGUCAAGUUGUAGUUCUUUAAAGCUGAUGUACAAUUUUUGGUAAGCCCUGGGAAGGAGAAAAAAAAAAGUCAGAUUUCUUUGAUUUUAGAUAAUAAAUAGGAAUAUACUUUCAAUACUAAGCUGCUGCAGAGGUUUUUCCUCCUUGAAUGACACAUUAAACAAAUGAGAGAUUCCAUCCUAAGGUGUAAAACCUACCAGGAUUGUGUGUAGAUGCUACCGUCUUCUCACACGCUGGCUCCAAUCAAAGCGCUGAGAUUGAUAUGCAAGGAGCCAUUGGGGUGGACAGGUCAUAGCAAAGGGGAGUCUAUAGCCGUUAUCUAGUAUCUAUAUUUACUUGGUUGUUAAGGCUUGAAGCAUCAGCUUAUGAGCCCAUCUUGACGAUCACAGCACUGGGAGGAUGGUGAUGCCAAUGCUUUUCAAGUUCACACUUAAAGUUGUUGGUGCUUGGACUGUCGAUUGGGGUAGCCCAUUCCAGUUGUUAUCAUGGAUCAAAUACCAAACCAUCUUGUACAUUAUGUCUUUUGAAACAAGGAUCAUUUAUACUCAUGUAGGUGUACAAUUUCCUUUUUGCUACUGAAACUGUACAUGAGCUUUAAUAUCAAAGCGUAGAAAACAGUCUUCCUUGAUACGAGGCUUCUAACUAGAGAUUGUAGACUAGAAGAUGAAACUUGAAGUAGGAUUUCAUUCCUGUGACAUGUUCUUUCAUUGUGAAAUCAUUCCAAGAUGAUAGGGCAGCAAGGACAUCGAGGAGAUGACCAAUGACAAAUAUGCUGAAAAGCAAAUCUAUUUUUGUAAGAGAAAAUUACACUAAUAUUCACUUUUACACAGGUACAUGUCAUGUACAAUGUACAUGUAGCUGUGUACUAUUUAACCUCUACAUUUUGUACAAAGAAUCUUAAAUUGCACUUUCAGAAUUUGGAAAAUUUGUAGCCACUUUUCUGCUGGAGGCUAAUACAUGUAAAUGAAGAAUUUCUGGAAGUAAAGUUGAAAUGAAUGCUUGAUAUACCAUUGGAUGUUAUAAAGAUAAUAUAUAUAUAAUGGCUGUAAAGUACAGGUGUACAAUUUGAUAUUUUAUUUUUUACUAUGAAGAAUUAUUAGUCCAAAAAGUUUAGGACAUGAAUACAUACGUGUACAUGUACAAUGUACGUGUACACUGUAUAACCAAUGAAAACAAAAAACAAAUUGGUGGAAAAUUUAUCCUAUCGGAAAGCUAUCAAGUUGGAUUUCCUUUUCAUUGUUCAGGACACUCUUAUUUUUGGCCUGAAAAAUUUCAAUAUGGUUAUGAAAAAUGUAGUACCUUAUAUUUACAUGUUGUAUGAUUAGAUGGCUGAAAUGCAUCACAUUAUUGUUGCAAUUCAUAGGAUGCUGUUGCCUAUGAUGAUUAUGAUGACAUUUUAUUGUCUGAUUCAUUCUGUAGAUAUGACUAUUCUGUCCAUGUUUAUGCAAUAUAUAUAAUUAUGCAAUAAAUAUAAUUUUAAGAUGUUAUAGGAUCAAAGAGAAUACAUUCAUAGAUAUACUGCCAAAUUUAUGAUUUAGAUAUUACACCUUACACAUUUUAUUUUUUUAAUUUUUCAGCAGAAAAUUGUUUUGAGGUCUUGAAAAGGUUUAGAUUGCAGCUUUAGCUCAAUUUCACAACUUUUGGAGCAAUAUUGCACUUGAGAUAUGAUAAUUGCUCUUGUUAUUUUAUUUUGAGGUCUUGAAUAAGUUCACACUUGCAGUGCAGUUAUUUUACCAAUUCGGAGCAACAUUGGACUGUAGAUUGAUAACUGUUCAUGAUUUAUAACUCCAUUUAGAAUUUUGUGUUUUGGUGUAAUAAAUAUCUACAGUAGAUUGGAGUUUUUGAACGGGAAUCUCCCAGAAAACUGACUGUCUACAAAGACCGACAGCAGUCUCAUAAAACCCCAAGAACACAUCAGUAGGCCCACAAGUCAGACAUGUUGGUAUCAUGGGCCACCAGCCUCAUUUAAGUUUUCAGAAGGCCUGUGGGACCGACAUCGUCAUCUUUGUAGGCUGUCGGUCUCAUGGGCUUUUGGUCUCUGGGUCCUAGCUGUUUGAACAGAAGUAAUAUCAGGAGUGAAACCUCUGAAGAAGUGACCUUACCAUGUAUAUAGUGAAGUUUGAAAGGUCGGGGAACCUUUGGGGUUUGAAGUAGCUAGUUUGGAGGGUUUGACCCCUUCUUUAUA